AUGGUCCUCACUCCAUGGAGACAAGCCAUAUUUGUGGUCAUCGAUACAAGUCUCGGGGAUAUUGGGUUGCUGAAUUUACUGAGCAUUGCAAUUGUAAUCAUCCAAUACAAGAAGCUUGUAAACUAUAAAGAUUCAGAAUACUUUGGCAAUGCCGAUAGAAUUGACACACUGAUAGAAUGGAUAAACAAGGUGGGAAGAAAAGCUGACAGUUUCACACAUGGUGUUCGUGAGCAUGUUAGAUUGGGGCCCAAGGUAUCUACAACUCUGAAGGGGAAAUUGAGGUUGGCAACCAGAGUUCUUCAAGAAGGUGGUGUUGAGAAGUUAUUCAAGCAGAUCUUCAAUGUUAGAGAAGGAGAGAAGCUAUUGAAUGCUUCCCAAUGUUAUUUGUCAACAACAGCUGGUCCUAUUGCAGGGCUCCUCUUUAUCUCCAAUGAAAAUGUUGCCUUCUACAGUGAGAGAUAUCUAAGAUUCACUCUGCCAACACAAGAGUUGAUUAGAAUACCUUAUAAGGUCAUGAUUCCAUUACAGAAGAUAAAGGGAGCCAACCGAAGUGAAAAUGUGAAAAAUCCAAACCAGAAGUACAUACUAGUAACUGUGGAUAAAUUUGAGUUCUGGUUUAUGGGUUUUCUGAAGUAUCAGAAAGCUUUCAAGUAUAUUCACCAGGCCAUCUCUCAAUCUUAAGUGAGUCAGCUCUUUGUCAUUAUAACAAGAGAAUUGACGUCUGCUCCCAGGAAUUCAGCAAAGGCUAAAGCAUCAUGUACAUGUCUUGAAGCUGGUAAUGGGUGACAUCCUUCAUGGGUGUGGAGAAGUUAUCUUAAAGGGUCUCCUAGGUGAUGGUGAUUCUCUGUGCAAAUCUGGAAUGAUCUUUCAGUACUACAUGAUGAAAGUUUCUGUCGUGAAUUUGAUGAGAUCUCCUGAAACUCAAGUGCACUGAGUUUAAGAUUUGAGAGACUCUGAAAUGAGGUGGAACUGAUCAGCUCUCUAUCCUCAAGAGAAGAAGUUCAAGCUAUAUAAAGCACACCCAUGAGAGAUGGAAGCACAGAGAUAAAAGUUAUCUAGACCUCAUGGUCCUUUCUUGUAUAGGAGAAGGCAAUCUGAAAGCUCCUUUCAUUUCAUGGUGCAAUUGCUUACUCUGGCUUUGGCAUAUCUUGAAGGUUCCUAAUGAAUCUAGUUUCAAAGUUCAGAAUCCAAAACCACAUCAUAGCCUCUGUAAGGCAUGGAGUUUUCAGAGGGUUUCAAUCCCCACCUAGUAUUUGAUUUUGAUGUUACAGCUCA
Messenger RNA from Macadamia integrifolia, 1275 nucleotides. Its product is annotated as putative GEM-like protein 8. Lineage: Eukaryota; Viridiplantae; Streptophyta; Magnoliopsida; Proteales; Proteaceae. The transcript has 4 exons. The record is from RefSeq and is a predicted model, not a curated record. The coding region runs from base 1 to 681 and encodes 226 amino acids.